AUGAAAAUGCUGCUCAGACAUAUCUUCCCUUGGGCUGUGCUCAAAUACCUCAUUAUGCCGAUCUACUAUUAUCACCGACGGCGCAUGAGCAACAUUCAUGCGGCUGCUUCGAAGAAGGUGUUGGUAGACCGUUCAUCUGCCAAGGCUUAG
This is a messenger RNA of Strongylus vulgaris, 150 nucleotides long. The record is from the annotation of a GenBank genome assembly. Lineage: Eukaryota; Metazoa; Nematoda; Chromadorea; Rhabditida; Strongylidae.